Messenger RNA from Drosophila albomicans, 4054 nucleotides. RefSeq names its product gamma-aminobutyric acid type B receptor subunit 2 (gene GABA-B-R2). Gene Ontology annotation, molecular function: G protein-coupled GABA receptor activity. Gene Ontology annotation, biological process: gamma-aminobutyric acid signaling pathway; G protein-coupled receptor signaling pathway. NCBI's taxonomy places the organism in Eukaryota, Metazoa, Arthropoda, Insecta, Diptera, Drosophilidae. The transcript is spliced from 13 exons. Bases 135 to 3800 code for a protein of 1221 amino acids. Gene Ontology annotation, cellular component: membrane; G protein-coupled receptor heterodimeric complex. The record is from RefSeq and is a predicted model, not a curated record.
CGGACCUUCGCAACUUAGAGAACAACGUCGCAGCAGCUCCACAAAAAAAUCUAAAUAAAAUCCAGCAAAUAUGUGUUUAUACAGCAAAUAAAUUGUGCCAGGGAGUUAAAUAUUGCUGUUCGCGCACAUCGAGCAUGUCCCACCCACAAUUGCUGCUUCGUCUGCUGCUCUGCCUUGGCCUCAGCUGCGUGCUGAUUGAGGCGCGCACUGCCAAACGCUCGGAUGUCUAUAUAGCGGGCUUCUUUCCCUAUGGCGAUGGCGUGGAGAAUUCCUAUACAGGGCGCGGCGUUAUGCCGAGUGUUAAGCUGGCGCUAGGACAUGUCAACGAGCAUCCGCAGAUCCUGACAAAUUAUCGUUUGCACAUGUGGUGGAAUGAUACGCAAUGCAACGCCGCUGUCGGUGUCAAAUCCUUCUUCGACAUGAUGCACUCGGGUCCCAAUAAAGUGAUGCUCUUUGGCGCUGCCUGCACUCACGUCACCGAUCCCAUUGCCAAGGCCAGCAAGCAUUGGCAUCUGACGCAGCUCAGCUAUGCGGACACACAUCCCAUGUUCACCAAGGAUGCGUUUCCCAACUUCUUUCGCGUGGUGCCCUCGGAGAAUGCCUUCAAUGCGCCACGUCUUGCGCUGCUCAGGGAGUUCAACUGGACUCGGGUGGGAACUGUGUAUCAGAAUGAACCGCGCUAUUCGCUGCCACACAAUCAUAUGGUGGCCGAUCUGGACUCCAUGGAACUGGAGGUGGUGGAGACUCAGAGUUUUGUCAAUGAUGUGGCGGAGAGUCUUAAAAAGCUGCGUGAGAAGGAUGUGCGCAUUAUUCUAGGCAACUUCAAUGAGCAUUUCGCACGCAAAGUAUUCUGCGAAGCUUACAAAUUGGAGAUGUAUGGCCGCGCCUUUCAGUGGCUAAUCAUGGCCACCUAUUCGACGGAUUGGUGGAAUGUCACGCUGGACAGCGAGUGUACAGUAGAGGAGAUUGCCAUUGCCUUGGAAGGUGCCAUCUUGGUGGAUCUUUUACCACUUUCCACUAGCGGCGACAUCACAGUUGCUGGCAUUACUGCCGAUGAGUAUCUGGUGGAGUACGAUAGGCUACGCGGUCUUGAGUAUUCGCGCUUCCAUGGUUAUACCUAUGAUGGUAUCUGGGCAGCUGCUUUGGCCAUUCAAUAUGUGGCUGAGAAACGUGAAGAUUUGCUCACGCAUUUCGAUUAUCGUGUCAAGGAUUGGGAAAACAUCUUCCUCGAAGCGCUGCGCAACACUUCCUUCGAAGGAGUCACGGGUCCCGUACGCUUCUAUAACAACGAACGCAAAGCCAAUAUAUUGAUUACCCAGUUUCAACUGGGACAAAUGGAAAAGAUUGGAGAAUAUCAUUCACAGCAGGCGCAUUUGGACAUGACGUUGGGCAAACCGGUGCGUUGGGUGGGCAAAACACCGCCCAAGGAUCGAACUUUGAUCUACAUCGAACACAGCCAGGUGAAUCCCACCAUCUACAUUGUGUCAGCCAGCGCCUCAGUCAUUGGCGUAAUCAUUGCCACCGUUUUUCUGGCCUUCAACAUUAAGUAUCGCAAUCAACGUUAUAUAAAAAUGUCUAGUCCGCAUUUGAAUAAUCUCAUCAUUAUUGGCUGCAUGUUAACCUAUCUGAGCAUCAUAUUCCUGGGUCUGGACACCACAUUAAGUAGUGUUGCCGCCUUUCCCUUCAUUUGCACUGCACGCGCUUGGAUUUUGAUGGCUGGCUUCAGUUUGGCCUUUGGCGCCAUGUUCUCGAAGACAUGGCGUGUGCACUCGAUCUUCACCGAUCUGAAACUCAACAAGAAGGUGAUCAAGGACUAUCAGCUAUUCAUGGUUGUGGGAGUGCUGUUGGCCAUAGAUAUAGCUAUUAUUACUACCUGGCAGAUCGCUGAUCCUUUCUAUCGUGAGACAAAGCAACUAGAGCCAAAGCACCAUGAGAACAUUGAUGAUGUGCUUGUGAUACCCGAGAAUGAAUACUGCCAAUCAGAGCACAUGACGAUAUUUGUUAGCAUUAUCUACGCCUACAAGGGCUUGUUGUUGGUUUUCGGCGCCUUCUUGGCCUGGGAAACGCGACAUGUCUCCAUACCAGCCCUGAAUGAUUCCAAGCAUAUUGGUUUCUCAGUUUACAAUGUGUUCAUCACGUGCAUCGCCGGCGCCGCCAUAUCGCUGGUGCUAUCGGAUCGCAAGGAUUUAGUUUUUGUCUUACUCUCGUUUUUUAUCAUUUUUUGUACGACAGCCACUUUGUGUUUGGUGUUCGUACCGAAAGUAAGACUGGUACUUGUGGAGCUCAAGCGUAAUCCGCAAGGUGUUGUGGACAAACGAGUGCGUGCCACAUUGCGUCCCAUGUCCAAGAACAGGCGCGACUCCUCCGUCUGUGAACUGGAGCAGCGUCUGCGCGAUGUGAAGAACACGAACUGUCGCUUCCGCAAAGCUCUGAUGGAGAAGGAGAACGAAUUGCAGGCGCUGAUACGUAAGUUGGGACCCGAGGCACGCAAGUGGAUCGAUGGUGUCACCUGCUCGGGUGGUGGAACCACCGAUCUGGAGCCAAUACUGAGCGAGGAUAUAGCGAGGUUAUCGGCGCCGCCAGUGCGUCGUGAGAUGCCAAGCACUACAGUUACCGAGCUGACCUCCGUGGAUAGCAUCACGUCCACGCAUGUGGAAAUGGACAACUCCUUUGUCUCCGUGCAGUGCACAACGCUGGCGCCAUCGUUGCCCCCUAAAAAGAAGAAGCAAUCAAUUGUGGAGCAUCAUGCGCCUGCCAUGAUGCAGCCCAUACAGCAGCAGUUGCAGCAACAUCUGCAACAGCAGCAGCAAAUGCAACAGCAACAACAACAGCAGCAGCAACAACAGCAGCAGCAACACCAACAACAACAGCAGCAACAGCAACAUCAACACCAUCGGCAUUUAGAGAAACGCAAUUCGGUCUCGGCGCAAACAGACGCCAACAUUGGCAGCAUCACAAGCAGCGCUGGCAAACGGACUUCGAAUGAUUGUGCCGCGAUGAGGGAGCGUCGGCAAUCGAAUGCAUCCCGGCACUAUGAGAGCGGCAGUCAGACACCAACAGCGAAGCCCAAGUACAGCAGCACACAUCGAAACUCCUCCACAAACAUUUCCACCUCGCAAUCGGAGCUGAGCAACGUUUGUCCGCACAGCAAGCCCGGCACGCCAGGUGUCAUUAAAACUCCCACUGCCUCGGAUCAUCGACGCACAAGCAUGGGAUCGGCGCUCAAGUCCAACUUUGUGGUGUCGCAGAGCGAUCUCUGGGAUACGCACACACUGUCGCAUGCCAAGCAGCAUUCACGCCAAUCGCAACGGACGUAUGCGAGUCCACAACGCUGCUCAGAGCAUCAUGGUCAUGUGAUGGCCUACGAGCAGAGCACAACGUCACCCAUACAGCGUUCGGUGUCCGAGAAGAAUCGCAACAAGCAUCGACCCAAGCCACAGAAGGGCACCAUUUGCCAGAGCGAAACGGACAGCGAACGGGAACGGGAGCCAACUCCAACCAGUGUCCAGCCGUGUUCACAGCCACGUAAAUUCAAUCGCAAUUCCAACAUUCAGCAUGCGGCACAUCAUCACAGCUCACCGAAUGUGGCGCCCGACAAGCAGCGUAAGCAUCGCAAUAAAACGGAGCAUUCGAUCUAUGGCGCCAGCUCGGAGACGGAACUGAUUGAAGGAGAGACGGCAAUUUUGCCCAUAUUCCGUAAACUGCUGACGGAGAAGAGUCCCAACUAUCGUGGUCGCAGUGCGGUUGGCCAGAGUUGUCCGAAUAUAUCCAUCAAAUGCGAUAUCGUUGAAUACUUGUAAGGCGCAAAGCAUGAAACACACACACGAAUAAUACAUAAUAUUGCAGGCAAUCCGAAGGCAUUCGAAUCGAGUCGAUCCGAUCCGAUUCGAAUGCUGUUUUUAGCCAUUUAGGUCAAUUUGUAGCAUAAUCUCCACACAGAAUGCAUAAGUGCAUUGUCUACUACUAAAUGUGAAGCGGAUUACACGAGUUCGUAAGAUGCUAGCACACCAAAUAUUUGAGAUACCUAGUUGAGAAAUAAAACAGAAUUAUAAUA